Polyodon spathula (Mississippi paddlefish) is the source of this 5063-nucleotide messenger RNA. RefSeq names its product leucine zipper putative tumor suppressor 2 homolog. The record is from RefSeq and is a predicted model, not a curated record. The transcript is spliced from 5 exons. Gene Ontology annotation, biological process: negative regulation of canonical Wnt signaling pathway; cell division. The coding region runs from base 349 to 2394 and encodes 681 amino acids. Lineage: Eukaryota; Metazoa; Chordata; Actinopteri; Acipenseriformes; Polyodontidae.
ACUCUAAUAUACCGAGGAGAGGCUGGUGUGGUGUGCAGUCAAACAGAGAGCGGGCUGUGUACUAACCCUGAACCAGUUCCAAUGCAAGGGGAAGUGUUUGAUGUUGUAUCUCCCUGUUGUAUUAACCGUCUUCACUUCUGUGCAGCGCUGGAGGGAAUGUGUAUUCGAUCUGCGGAGUGAAGAAAACGCGCAGUGAAGCUUGGAUUUAUAUCUGCCUUGGUUUAUAGCUUCCUAGUUUUCAAAAAAAGCUUUCUUCUUGUGUUUCUUGUUGCAAAACUGGUCCCUGUAGAGCUGUCCGCGGAACACCAGCUUGUCUAGAUGGGUGUGUGGGCACAGUGAGUCGCCACCAUGGCCCUGGUGCAGACUCUGCUCGUUCCUAUUGAUCACCAGAGCGCCGGCAUCGAUCUCCAGCAUCGGGCUGUUUCCAGAUCCCCCUCCAGCCGCAGUGCAAUGGGUUCGGUCAGCAGCCUGAUCUCGGGGCGCAGCUAUCAGGAGUAUCCGUGCAGCGCCACCGAGUUCCCCACCAAGAGCCGCAAGCCAGCGUCGGGACCCAACUUCUUCCGCCAGCAAGAUGGGCAUCUCAGGAACGGCUGCUCUAAGGACCCCCUGGUCAGUGCUGUGCCAGCCAGGAAGGCAGCCCCUGUUACCAGGAGCAACAAUAAUUAUGCUUACCUCAACGAGGAAUUUGUUGGGGACUGGAACGACAGUAACGUAACUCCCGGCAGCCCUUGUACCGAUCCCGAGGAACUUCGGGAAGCAAAAGCAGCAAACGGGAAUAUCGGGGGACCCCCGCCAAGACUGAUUCCUGUUUCUGGAAAACUGGAAAAGAACAUUGAGAAGAGGUUAAUCCGACCCACAGCUUUUAAACCUGUGGUUCCCAAGAACCGAAACUCUGUACAGUACCUCUCUCCAUGGCCAGAGGGCAGCGCAGGGAGUGGCAGCAACCUGUCAGAGAGCCAGGGCAGCCUGAACCUGCUCCUCCUGGCAGACAAGCGCAGCUCCUACAGCGGGGGACGCAACGGCAGCAACCAGUCCUGUACCAUGUCAGACUCUGGCAGGAACUCUCUGUCCAGCCUGCCUACCUGCAGCACCAGCUACAGCCUGUCCCAGACUGAGGCCCCCAGCGCACACCUGGACCCCUCCCGGGCAGCCCCCAGGCAUGGCCACUCCAACUCGGACAGCGGGCGCUCCUCAUCCAGCAAGAGCACUGGUUCUUUGAGCGGCCGGGGGCAGCCUCUCUCAGACAGCGGCUCCUGUGGCCGCUCCCCGGGCCCAGCGGAGGUGGAGGAGGGGCUGAUCCGCGAGCUGGAGGAGAAGCUGAGAGAGAGGGAGCUGGAGCUGCAGCAGCUGAGGGGCAACCUGGAUGAGAACGAAGCCGCCAUCUGUCAGGUGUAUGAGGACAAGCAGAAGCACUGUGAGUUGGAGCUGGAGGACCUGCGUCAGAGCUGCUCCUCUAAGCUGAAACAGGCCUCCCAGAAGGCUCAGCGUGCCCAGCAGGUCCUGCAGCUGCAGGUCUUCCAGCUCCAGCAGGAGAAGAAGCAGCUGCAGGAUGACUUCUCCCAGCUCCUUCAGGAGAGGGAGCUCCUGGAGAAGAAGUGCGCCUCCAUGGAGCAGCAGCACACCGAGCUGGGGCCCCGGCUGGAGGAGACCAAGUGGGAGGUUUGCCAGAAAUCUGGUGAGAUCUCCCUUCUCAAGCAGCAGCUGAAGGAUCUGCAGACAGACUUGAGCCAGAAGGCUAGUGAGAUUGUUUCCUUGAAGGCGCAGCUGCGUGAGUCCAAGGCCGAGCUGCAGGCUGCCCAGGCUCACCUCCAGGAGCUGCAUUCAGCCACACGCACACGCAAUCUGGAGCUGGAGGUGUGCGAGAAUGAACUGCAGCGCCGCAUCAGCGAGGCUGAACUCCUGAGAGACAAGGUGGGCCGGUUGGAGGAGGAGGUUGUCCGUCUUCGGGAAGCGCUGAAAACCCCCAAUGGGCAGUGCCUAGGGAGAAGCUUUGGCCUGGCUCCGCCCACAGGCUCGGUCUACAGGGAGGAAGAGCAGUCCCUGGCAUGUGAGAGCGAUGAAGCCAAAGCCCAGCAUCAGAACGCAGACGCCCUGCAGGGCCUGAAACAGCAAGUGGAGAGGCUGAGGGCAGAGCUGAUGUACGAGAGGCGGAAGAGUGAGGACCAGUCAGAGAACUUUGAGUACGAGAAGCGGAUCUGGCAGGAGGAGAAGGAGAAGGUUAUCCGCUACCAGAAGCAGCUGCAGCAGAACUACAUACAGAUGUACCGCAGGAACCGGGAGCUGGAGGGGGCCAUGAGGGAGCUGAGCCUGGAGAUGGAGACCCGAGAGCUGGAGGAUUUCGAGGUGCGCAGCACGGAGAUCCGAUUCGAGGAAAUCACCGCCACGGAGAUUUAGCACGAGAGCUGGAAAGCCAUUGGUCCAUCUGAGGCCAGUCGAGCUUCAAAGAAUCAACAUUUCAAAGACUCACGCUAGGCCCAGAGCUAUGGGGACACAGCAGGCUGGGAGGAUGUGCAAACUGUUUUUUAUGCAGCAUUCGGUCUGGGAAUCUACGCUGUAAAAACCCACCGAGGACACUGCAGUGUAUACUAUACAAAGUUUACUCAGGCUUGAGAAAAGUGACUCCUUCCCUGAGCGCACACAACAGUGCAUUGCUGUGCUAUAAAGGGUUAACAAUUAUCUGAAUAGACUUCUGUUUCUCCUCUGCAAUGGGAAGUAAAGCAGCAAACCUGUGCAUAAUGGUAUUGAACAAUAAUAUCAUGUACUUUAUUUUCAAAAAGGGAAACCAGUGGGUCUGGAUUCGGGACUUUAGCACAAAGAAACCUUGGUUAAGACCAGAUUUGUGUUUGGCCCCAACAGAUUGCACUAAAACCGAAUCACACACCAUGAAGAGGAGUUAGCAGAACUACGCCUGUGGAGUAAGACCUGGAGGUGUUAAGGAGCCAUGGCUUUAGCCUGCCAUUCCUGUAAGGGGAUUCAUAUGUCAUGUUUCAGGUUGAAUGUGGCACUGCAGUGCACCAAAUCUGUUGCUACAAAACCUCUUUUUGUGAUCUAUUGUUUUUGGAUACAUUUGUUUUUGGACCUUGAGAAACUUUUAUUAAUAAAACAGAGACACAGCCAAGUCCUUCUGAUCAGUCCUCCCAGUUAACACACGAAAAAACUGGGUUGGAUUCGUGUUGGAAUGACGAUGAUGAUGAUGAUGAUGAUGAUGAAGUGUCUAUUGAAUAAAAGCUUCAGGAUAAUGGGAUCAAUUCUCAUUUUGAUGGCUGAAGUUGAACCCACUUUUCAGAUGUAUAUUUUUGUAUGAUGAACUGCAAAAGCCAAAAUUAUUUUCACCAAACCACGUUUCCUUAUAAUAGACGCAGACAGAAGUAUUGGCGCUCUAUGCUUAAAGUUUUUUUUAUGCUUAAAUUAGUUUUUUUGAUAAAGGUUAUUUGCUACAUCACUAGAAAUUGUGUGUUUUGCUUUUUGUUAGUUUACUCAAUACUUUCUCAGUGAAUUCUAGUGUGAGUCUAGUGUGCUGUUACUUUUGUCUGCGCCUGUACAUGUAGUUCGUGCAGCUUGCUGUUGUAGGCUGUGGAUGUAAUUCACUGCUAAGGAUGUAAUCGUGUGAGCAUUGUUUUACUCCAGCUAUUACUGGAAGGACUCUUUCUGUCUCUAUUCCCUCUCUUAUCCACAGGGUUUCUGUCUGCAGGAUGCGGCUUCCAUGGGCUAAGUAGAGCCUGACUUCACAAGUUAACUGAAUUUAAACCCCAAUAAUACAGUGCUCCCCUAUAUGCCAUUAAUCCCCUCCUAAAUGAACUGUGUUUUAAAAGGAAACUGUCAAGAUUUUAUUUCAGCAAAGCCUCUUACAAACUUGUUGCCCUGAUGAAGCAACAUUUGUGGAUACAACUAAUCUGGACUGUGCUGCCUCCACACUUCCAGGACUGUGCUGCCUCCACACUUCCAGGACUGUGCUGCCUCCACACUUCCAGGACUGUGCUGCCUCCACACUUCCAGGACUGUGCUGCCUCCACACUUCCAGGACUGUGCUGUCUCUGUCUUUAGAGACACUUGCCUUUCCCAUCACGCAUGUUUGUGUAGAAUAGUUCAAUGGUUCAUCAAACUUAAACAUUGAAACUGCCUUUUUCUACCCUUUUGAGAUGGAUUAACUAAUUUUAUAAUUAACUUUUUAGUUAUAGUUGUACUGCUGUGUUAUAUAUAAAUAAUAUAUGACCAUAACCCUUUCUAGUGAUCUUGUAAGAAACCACACACAGACUGACUUUCAUUUUGAAGCUGUGUUGAUUCUGUCCGUGUUCAAGAGCAAUACACUGGGGGAAGAAUACCAACCUUUUUAGCAGUAAAAACCUCUUUCUCGUCGCCCAUAAGCAUGAACUACACGAGAACUUGAUGAUCAUUUGAAUUUCUCAAUAGGCUCUACUACAGAUUGAUCUGGAGGUCACAGAGUGGGACAGUGUCUCACAUGGCACCCGCUGUACCAAAAGCAAACAGAAUAAAACAUAGAAAUGAUAACGAAUCAUCUCUGCAAGGUCAUCUCGGGGUGCUGCUUUGUGUAAUACAGCAAGCUGAGGGCUGUAGCCAGCAUAUAGAGGAGCCCUUCACAGUAUCUUGUAUAAUAACACCAUUUCCACGCUUCCAGAUUCCUAUACAUUAUGUCGACAUGCUGUACAGUACUGCAUAGAAGUCCAUAAUGUAAAUAUCUUUAACAUUGUAGACUUUAAUGUAAACGCAUUAUGUAUACAUAUAUCUAUUUUAAAAGUAGCGACUGUGAAUCGAUCAAAGCAAAAUACCGUUUCCAUUCUUGUUUGUGUGUGUUGGUUUCCAUACUUGUCUUUUGUUUAUCCACAGUGUAUGUAGCCAUUCUGUAUAUUUUUCAUAUUGUAAAUCUUCUGUACAAAACAAUACUGUGUUUCUAAUAAAACCCAGUUGAAAAGUAUCUAAAGGUGAUUGCACUGGUUUUUCAAGACCUGCACAAGUUUUUCAUAUUUUAAUUGCUAGAUGAAACUUGUACAUUUGCAGUCUAUUGUAAAAAUGUAACAUUGUGUCAUUGUAAAGCUUUUUAAUUU